Closterium sp. NIES-65 is the source of this 795-nucleotide messenger RNA. NCBI's taxonomy places the organism in Eukaryota, Viridiplantae, Streptophyta, Zygnematophyceae, Desmidiales, Closteriaceae. The record is from the annotation of a GenBank genome assembly.
AUGCCCAAACAGCUCGCCUCCCUUCCCCUCUUUGACACUCUCACCGUCCUUUCUACAUCCCCGCCCAACUGCUAUUCGCCAAAGCCCCUUCUUUCCACGGUCAAACGCCACACUUCUCAAAACCUAAUCCCCCACUUCUCUUUUCCUAACGCCCCCCCCCCCCCCCCCGUUACUACUCUGUCUAUCCCCAACCUCAUUGCCAACCUCAUUGCCAACCUCAUUGCCAACCUCAUUGCCAUCCUCAUUGCCAUCCUCAUUGCCAACCUCAUUGCCAUCCUCAUUGCCAACCUCAUUGCCAUCCUCCCCCCAUUCUCUACCCAUCUCCACCCUUCUCCGCCCAUCCCCUCUCAUUCCGCCCAUCCCCUCUCAUUCCGCUCAUCCCCUCUCAUUCCGCUCAUCCCCUCUCAUUCCGCUCAUCCCCUCUCAUUCCGCUCAUCCCCUCUCAUUCCGCUCAUCCCCUCUCAUUCCGCUCAUCCCUCUCAUUCCGCUCAUCCCCUCUCAUUCCGCUCAACCCCUCUCAUUCCGCUCUUCCCCUCUAAUUCUGCUCAUCCCCUCUCAUUCCGCUCAUCCCCUCUCAUUCCCCUCAUCCCCUCUCAUUCCUCUCAUUCCGCUCAUCCCCUCUCAUUCCGCCCAUCCCCUCACAUUCCGCCCAUUCCCUCACAUUCCCCUCGUCCCCUCUCAUUCCCCUCAUCCCCUCUCAUUCCGCUCAUCCCCUCACAUUCCGCCCAUUCCCCCACAUUCCCCUCAUCCCCUCUCAUUCCGCUCAUCCCCUUUCAUUCCGCUCAUCCCCUCUGA